AUGGGUUUAAUUGGUGGGAGUGAUGAUGUAAAAAAUGCAAUUUUGAAGGGUUUGCACAGUAAUGUAACUCAGCUUGAAAAGCUUUUGAAAGCGUCUUGCGGAGGUGAGGGGUGUUGUGAUAAUAAUCUUAAUGAUCUUCAGAAAUCUCUUUCAGAUCUUCAACAAAAUUGUAAGCAAUAUGAUGCUCUUCAAACACAAAUUAAUAGCCUUAAAAAAGAUGUUGCUGAAAAAAGUGAGGCGCCUGAAAGGGCGCCGUCUGACAGUGGUCCUGAGAUUGAGAGGCUUACAAGGGAAAUUGAAGAGCUUAAAAAUAAAAUUUUCUCACAAAGUUCCACGCUUAAAGACAAAAUUACAAUUGUAAUUGAUGCUGUUAAAAUUGUAAUUGAGUCACUUGAUGCUAAGAAAAAUAAAGUUGUUGACGCUCAAUCUCAAGUGAAUGAGCUUAAAAAGAAAAUUGAGGGGAAUAAAAAUAAUGUUGAAAGGCUUAAAAAAGAUCUUGAUGAACGUGAAGAGCAACUUAAAAACGCAAAAAAUGAGUUCCCUGAAAAAGAGUCUAAAUCUCUUGAAUAUCAUAAUGCUUCCAUGAAGUCUCUUGAGACACUGAAAGAGCUUUGUGGAUAUGCUGAGAAAGUUGACAAUAAUAAAAAUAAUCCUUCAGCAACAUUAUUAAAUAACCUCUGCACAGGCCUCGAAAAUUUUCUCGGCUACCAUGAUGGUAAUUACACCGGAGAAGGCAUCGUGUACUCGGACCUUGACAGGCUCUGCGACGGGGUGAUGUCUUUCCUUCAUGGUGUUCUCAGUGGAGUAAAGGAUGAUGAUAACGUUACAACGUAUGAUGUUGAUAAAGUAAAUAACAUUUCUACACUCCCUGAAAAAUUAGCCAUCACAGAGGUGUCCAAUGCGCUGCGGGCGUGGAGCGGUGAGCUCGAAGAGCGAACCUACAAGCUUAAAACUGCGCUUAGUGACUUACAAACUAGCAACUUUAAAUAUAUUACUGAUUCACUUAAUAAACUUAAUAGUGUAUAUGGUGAUUCACUUCGCAAUGUACCUGCACUGUUGCAGACGUGCUUCAAUGAAGCCAAAAAUUUGCAUGACGUCUUCAAGUUGGCAAAAACGUAUUAUAUGGAUCUAGAUCCAACAUUAAAAGAUAAGUUGAAAGAUUCAUUUGAUUAUAUAAAUUUGCAGGUCAAGGAGUUCGCGGCUGCGGCACAGAACACUGAGCUGAAGGCGUUGCUAGUGUUUAGCGAAGAGCGGGCAAAAUUGCUAGAGAAAACGGUGAAUGAUAAAGUGAAGUACCGCACAAACCAGUUGGGAUCGGACAUAAAUGAUGCCUUCGAAAGGCAGAUUGGGAAGCCAAUUGAUGAUGUGAAUGAGAAGUUGACUGCAGUUCAUGCUGAUUUGGGUAAGUGGAUUGUGGCGGCGGAGAAGUUUAUUCAAAUGAUUCAUAAUCAGGUUGAUGAUAUUAUUAAUGAAGUCAUGUCCAGUGCAGCAAAUCCUUGUGGAAUUAGCACAGCAGCCGGUAAGUUAAAGGAGGAUGCUGUUAAAUUGUACACUGAAAUGCAGGAGGCUCACGGGUAUAUUGCUGAAAGGGUGCAGAGUGCUUUAGGUGUAGUGGAUGCAGCACUUAAAACGGCGGUAAUGAGUGAUUUGAAGCAACUAAGGGAUAAAAUAAAACAGACUGUUGGAGAGCAUAUUAGUCGGUUGGGACUGAGCAUUACGAGUAACCUCAAAGAUCUUACUGAUACGAUUGCGCAUCAGCAGAAUAAGUCUGGAACACUGUAUGAUAUUCAAAAUGCCCUGCAGGGGUACGCGUCGAGUUUUGAAAAUAAACUCAAGGAUGCGAUUGAGACAAUGGUAACUAGCAUGGUGAAUGAGAAAGGCGGGGCUGUAGAUACGUAUGUUGGGAAGUAUGUCAUUGACAAAGGAAAUUCCAGUCUAUUGAAUGGAAAAGAGAACGAUAUUAAAGCAGCCAUUUUGCACUACCUCCCAGAUAUUAUUAAGCAACUAGUUGAGGAGAGUGCCGGAAAGGCUGGCCUUUCAUCCACUGCCGAGUUUAGCCAGAUUGGUAGUAGCUUGCAAGAUUUUGCCAAACGCUUUGGGAAGCAAAUUAAAAGUGAACUUAGUGGGAAGACCAAGCUUGAAGAGAUUGCCGAGCAGAUCGCAGGUAUGGUCGCAACCUCCGGGUCUACCAAAAACGAUUAUCUUCAAACGGCCCUUGAAAUUAUUAUAUUUGGGGUGUCGACGGCUGCAAAAGGAUUAUCAGAGGAAAUAAAGAAUUUCUUGGAAGCGUCCAAGAUAAGUAACCUGGCACAGGCUAUAGAGAGUGUUAAAACACUUGGAGAAAAGCUUGAGAACGCCGUUACUAGAGCUGUUGUUCCCAGUACUGGCGCAUUUAAAGAAAGACUUAAGGCGCAGGCUGAGGGACUUAUUGGGACUGAAUAUGGUAAUGGCAGUGGAGAUUUUAAAAACGGCAAUGGAUUUACGCCGACUUACGACACUGCGAAACUUCAGGUCACUCAGCCUUUAGAUUUAAUACAGAAUAACGGAAGUGGUCUGAAGAAAAUCAAGACUGUUAUGGCCGACGAGAAGGGUAGUGGCAUGAAGAUCGAAUCUUCAACUCUCCAGGAGUUACACAGUAUAGUCACCCAAAGCCUUGAACAAUUGUGCAAAAGAAUCGAGAAACUUGCCGGGAAGGAUUCCGGAUAUAGCGGUGUGAAGCAAAAGUUGCAACGUCUGAGUAAUAUAAUUAAAGACAAACUCUAUGGAGAGGAAAAACAUUCCCUGACGGGAAUACAGACGCGUCUUAAUAAGAUCCUGACUGGCAGCGGGGAUAACACUCUACAAACCAUAGUGCAGAAUGCCGGUGAGUUCUAUGACAAAAUAAUAAAAACGGAAGCUGCUAGAGCCAUUAAAGAGAUACAGCAGUGUGUUUCUGACGAAGUUGCGAAAGUGACUGGCGACAUACAAAAAGAAGCAAAAACUGACUACCAUUUUAGAAUCAAUAAAAUGUUCACGGACAUGGAAACUAGAGUGCAUUUUGCAAUUACCAGCAUUAAGCGUACCAUACACGAGGAUUCACAUGGCGGUGUGAAAGGCUUAUUGAAAACUAUGAAGCACCAUAUUGACCCACUCAAGGAGAUAACUCCCGGUGCAACACACCCCGCCAAUUUCCAAUCCCUCUCCGCCAAAUCCCUCGCCUACCUGAAACACAUCCACACUUACGUCUCCGCCGACCUCCCCAAACACCUCCCCAACUCCCAAUACCCCUCCCAACUCUCCACCAUCCACUCCGCUCUGACCACCCUCCUCUCCCACCUGUCCGCCAAAAAACACUUCGACCACAAGGUACCCGGAAUGCUCGCGGAACUCAAGACGUCCGUCCAAGCGCUCCACACCACAAACUUCGCCAACCCCGCGUACCCCGUGCUCGACGCUUUCCCCAAGAGCCUGGUGCGCUUCGUCGAGCAGCUGGAGAGGGGGUACGUGAACAGGUAUGAGGGGCAUCCAUCUAUAGAUUUUGAGAAAUUGUUGACAAAAAAAACAAUUACGAAUACCAACGAAAAUGGUGAAAAACAUCUCAUAAUAUAA
Messenger RNA from Babesia ovata, 3588 nucleotides. RefSeq lists its product as uncharacterized. The transcript is spliced from 2 exons. The record is from RefSeq and is a predicted model, not a curated record. The coding region runs from base 1 to 3588 and encodes 1195 amino acids. NCBI's taxonomy places the organism in Eukaryota, Apicomplexa, Aconoidasida, Piroplasmida, Babesiidae.